This is a messenger RNA of Loa loa (African eye worm), 2205 nucleotides long. Its product is annotated as nucleolar MIF4G domain-containing protein 1. Bases 185 to 2194 code for a protein of 669 amino acids. NCBI's taxonomy places the organism in Eukaryota, Metazoa, Nematoda, Chromadorea, Rhabditida, Onchocercidae. The record is from RefSeq and is a predicted model, not a curated record. Gene Ontology annotation, biological process: ribosomal small subunit biogenesis. The transcript has 14 exons. Gene Ontology annotation, cellular component: nucleolus. Gene Ontology annotation, molecular function: protein binding; RNA binding.
CGGAAAAUGAUAAGAAAGAGUAAAAAAGAAAGCAAAAAAUUCCGCCGAGUUGCAUAUAAUUCCCAUAAAAAGGUUGAAGAUGUCAUCAUGGGAGUGAAAAAAUCCUACAGAUUGCCAGAAAGAAAAUACUGUUGAAAUAGUACAAACCAAGAAAAAGCAUGUUAAAAGACGUAAAAAGAAAAAUAUGAAACAAUUGCGACAAGAAGAACUUAUGCGGGGUAUUGAUGAGGAUGACAUCGAAAUUCAUCGCUAUGAGCGAAUUCUUGGUUAUAAUAAGCGAAAAAGCAAAAACAUGCCGAAAGUAUUCCGCAUCGAAGGGCUCGAUUAUCUUCUCGAGAUGUGUGAUUCGAAAUCACAACAACAUAGCGAUGUUGAUGGAGAGAGUUGUCCCGACGUGUAUAAUAAUGGAAUGUUGAGCGAUGAAAGCGAUGAAGACAGCAGUAAAAGUAAAGUUGAAAGUAGUGCCUCGACAACGUCCAUCCUAAAAAAAAACUUGCCAGGAUCUCCAGAAAUUCAGCAAGAUGGUUGUAGUGAAAUGGAUGAGAAUAGCGAGGAUGAAAAAGAUAUUAAUAUGAACUCAGAAGAAGAAGAUAUUUAUGGUCGCCUUAUCAAUAAGAAGACAGGAGAAUUUUUGCCUUCAAAAUUAUGUGCUAAAGAGAAGCUCAAUGAAUUAGAACAAAAAGCCGGGUUACUAGAAACCGAAGAGCAUUUAAAAUUAAAAAAGUCCUUGCGAGGUCUAGUCAAUCGAUUGAAUGAACAUACUUUGGUGGGUGCUGUGAAAAUGUUCUCCGAUAUAUUUGCCAGCAGAGGACAUAAUGAGGUAAAGCAGUUGCUUUUUUCGGAAAUUACAAACAGUGUCGAUGUAAGUUAUCGCUUACCGGAUCGGCUCAUCAUUGAAUAUGCAGUAUUUAUCGCUCUUAUUCAUACAACUGUUUCUGCAGAAGUUUCUGCACACUUUGUCGAGAAUUACAUUCUUAAACUUUUGGAAACAGUUGCUGCAUUGCCAGAGGGUAAAUCCCUUGAAAACCUCUGCAUUCUACUCGCUGAGUUGUAUAACUUCAAAGUUAUCAAAGUCAUUGUGAUUAUAGAAAUUAUGCAGUGUUUGCGAGAACAGGUCAACGACAAAUGUCUUACUUGUUUCAAAGCUCUUUUAAGUUAUUGUGGUAACACUAUGAAGAGCAGAGAUUCGGAUGCUUUGCAGAAAUGCAUAGUAGAAACACAGUCAUUCUUCGCACAAGUUCCAGAAACAUCUUCCAAAGCACACCAGUUGCGGUAUAUUGUGGACGAGAUCAACGCAAUAAAGAAUAUAAAUAUUCGCAAAUUUACGGAUAUGAUAGAUUUUGAAUUGUAUUCUCAUUACGUGGACAUCUUCCGUGGAUUAACGAAAAAAAUGGACAAAGAGAAGGAGCUGCCGAUGAGUGUGGAUGACAUAAUGCACAUAGGCGAACGUGGACGUUGGUGGCUUGUUGGUUCAGCCUGGUUUCCCACUACUUCAAUGUCGAAAAACAAAACUGAUGACAAAUUAGCUGGAGAACCCUCGAAAUUCAGUGCAUCCUUAUUGCAACUUGCGAAAAAGGCCAAAAUGAACACAGCGAUUAGGCGUGACAUUUUUUGCACUAUUAUGUCUUCGACGAACGAAAUGGAUGCAUUCGAAAAAUUGUUGAGACUUUCUUUCAAGGGACAACAGGAAAGAGAAAUAGUGCACAUUUGUGUUCAUUGUGCGUUGCGAGAAGCCACUUAUAAUGCAUUUUAUGCUGCUGUCAUCGAUCGCCUGUGCUGUUAUCACAAACGUUUUAAGCUUACGACACAGUACGCAUUAUGGGACCGAAUCAAAGUUUUAUCACAGUUAAAUGAAUUGCAGCGCGAAAAUUUAACGUUGCUUAUUGCCGAUCUCAUGAUUAAACGAUCAGUUGGAAUUACUGUACUAAAGGUAAUUGAAUUUGGUGCGAUUGAUAAAAUAACAGCUCAGUUUGUGCGAAGUAUUUUAUCCGCAGUGUUGAUUCGAAGUACGCAGCAGGGGCUGAUGGAUAUGUUCCAAAAUGUGGUCAAUUCACCGCAACACAAGUUUUUUGUGGAGGGGCUCCAAGUUUUCAUUCAUGUAGCAUUAAAAAAGCAUCAGAAGAAUGUUGACAACAAAUUGCUUUUGUCAAGAAUUGAGUUUAUUGAGAGUAUUUGGGGUAAUAUUCCUCUUUGAUGCAAUUUUCA